UAAAAACUCGCCUGUGGGCGGUGUGAAUCGAAAUCGGAUUCGUUACACUGUACGACUGUCUCGAAACAUUGCCAGUCUCGAGUCUCUCGAGUCUGAGUCCACAUCCUACUUCGCAAUCGCAAGCGCAUUUUAAUGACUUAAUGGCGGAAACCAAUAAAACUACAAUGGCCGAAGAUGAAGAAGAUUACAUGGGCGAUCUCUCUCAAUUUCUCCCUCCUGAAACCUCUCAUCCUUCUAACUUCUCUCAGAAGAAGAGCUCUAACAGCACCAAACCCCUAAUUCAUCAACCCUCGAAGAAGAAACUCAAAACUCUUAACUGGCAAGAGCAACGAAAAAUCGACCGGGAGCGAAAGCAGAGGGAAGAGGAUGAACAAACCCUCGCGAAAUUCGACUCCGCCAUUCCUCAAUCCAACAUCGGAUUCAAGAUGUUGAAGAAAAUGGGGUACAAUCCCGGUUCAUCCUUGGGCAAGAACGGGAACGGUCGUGCCGAUCCGGUUGGCAUCGAGAUACGACGGUCCCGGGCCGGGAUUGGCAGCGAAGACCCAGAGAAAGAGAAGCUGAGGAAAGAGAAGGGUAGAGAUGAAAUGAAGAGGAGAAAGGAGGAGAGUUUAAUGAUGGAAUUUGGUUGCAGGCAGAAGUCGCAGUGGCGUAGCCGGCACAUUGCUGUUAACUUCGAAAAGGCAAAAGCGGCGCUUGCGCAAUUGGAAAACGAGGACAUUAUCGAGCCCAAGAAGGAGGAUGAACAAGACGAAGAGCAGGAAGAGGAAGAGGAAGAGAUUACGGAAGAGGAUUUGCAUGAAAUACUGAUGAAGCUCAGAAAUGAACACCGAUAUUGCCUCUUCUGUGGAUGUCAGUAUGAAUCAAUGGAGGCACUGAUAUCCAACUGUCCUGGAACAGAAGAAGAUGACCACUAAUUCCUUACCUCCACCACAGAGAGCUCAAAUGCGGUAUUAUAUUUGCAUUGCCAUGAGGCAAACUUGAUAUAGUGGCCCCUUCCAUGAAGAUUCAACUGCAAAGUGCAAAUAGAGAAAAACUGCUGGAUAAGCGUUACAACUUACAACAGGUGUAUACAGGCAUGCGGUUCCAUUAAGGAAGGUUAGAAAGGAUACUACAAUUUAACUUUUUUCAUUGUUUUUCUUAUCAAUAUGUAACUUAUUUCAUUGUUGUAAUUUGUAAACCUUGAAAUCAUGGAUUUCUUUUUUCAUUCCUCAUCAACCCAUGCUAUUGCUCA
Nelumbo nucifera (sacred lotus) is the source of this 1231-nucleotide messenger RNA. Its product is annotated as D111/G-patch domain-containing protein. Gene Ontology annotation, molecular function: nucleic acid binding. Gene Ontology annotation, cellular component: kinetochore. NCBI's taxonomy places the organism in Eukaryota, Viridiplantae, Streptophyta, Magnoliopsida, Proteales, Nelumbonaceae. The record is from RefSeq and is a predicted model, not a curated record.